Molecule: messenger RNA, 249 nt
Organism: Limanda limanda (common dab)
Lineage: Eukaryota; Metazoa; Chordata; Actinopteri; Pleuronectiformes; Pleuronectidae
Product: cortexin domain-containing 1 protein-like
Exons: 2
Coding region: 1-249 (82 amino acids)
Source: RefSeq, a predicted model, not a curated record
AUGGACCACGAGCUGAUACUAACAAGGCCGAGGCUGACGGGAGAAUCCACAGUCACCACAGCCCACAUGGACCGGGGUCCUCGCCCUGCGACACAGUUUGAGGUGGACGUGGACCUGGGCUUCGCUCUCUUCUUCCUCGCCCUCCUCUGCUUCUUCCUGCUGGCGACCGUGGUGCGAUGUGCCCAAACGGUGGUGGAUCCUUAUGGCUCCAUCUCCACCUCCACCUACGAGGAGGAGCAGAUCAACUGA